UUCCCACCGCGGCGCGCGAGCUGCUGCAUCAACGGUGUCUGCGCGAGAGCUGCGGAGCGAGCCGGGCUACGGAGAGCUAGCAGGACGUGUGUGAAACGAGUCGGUGCGCGAACUUUAUCCGGUGGGUGCGAACUAAAGGUGACAACAUUCGUCGGGCCUGGAAGCGGAUAGCGAUGCCCCAGAUGCAUGUCAGGACCAAUCAGAGUCGGCGCACACAGGCACACGCGCCUUGUAAGCUGUGACCGUGAAUCGUACUAUCAAGGAAAUUCCUCUUUCCUCCAGGGUCGCCGCGGCGGCUUCUCUAUCUGGCGGUUUGUACAGCUGCACAAGCUUCUGUUUCUACAACACAACACAGAGCACACUCUGUAUGGACAUGUUGUCUUAGCCACUCGAGAGGUCACCGGAAGCUGAAGUCGGUGUUGCCCGACCGCUGGCCUCUGACCCUGGUGGCAGGACCCGGACUGUCGUGUAGCAUGACCUGAAGUGGAUCGCUCUCAUCAUCCAAAGCUGCGGCUGAACGAAGGCGAACGCAGGAGACUCCGGGAAGACGCAAUGGCUACUGAAGAAAAUGUGUCUCAGGUCGGGGCUGUCGUCCCGGCUCGCCGUGCUCCGCCUCCAUCCAGAGAAGCCAGACACGCGAACGACAGCCAGGAGGUAUGGCGACACUCCGACCAAUCGUGGCAGUCGAAACAGCGGAGCAGCCCUUCUCUUGUCUUUUAUAGGAAGCUGUCAUGUGACCGUGGGAAAGGGAACAUUUUGGACGAGGAAUACGAGUGUUUGGAUUUCGACUCGAAGCUCUCGAGUACCGAAGAAAAACAUUAUCCAGAGCUGUCGACUGGCAAGGAAAUUGAAGGAAUAACCAAUACUCUGACUUCGAUACCUGGGACAAGUUCAAAGGCAUCUCAGUGCCAGCUGGACACCCUUGAAGAGGUCGUGGAUGCAAACAGAAAUGGCAGCGUCCAAUGCUCCUGCACCCUGUCGAGCCUUAACAUGGGUCCCGACAGAUCAAGCCCCACCCCCAGUCCCUCGAAGGCCAACAGGAGGCACGUCCGACGCAGCAGCCUCCCUGUGUCAAUGCUGGCUUUCCACAAGACGCCACCCUGCCUCUUAGCUGGGUGCCGUCCAUCCAGUGAGCCGAGCUCUCGGGCCUCGUCUCCCUCCGGAUCCCCUCUUCCCAAACACCGCCGGCACAUUCACCAGCACCGUCUCAAGGAUGGCUACUCGAGUUUAGAGAGGAUCAACCGAAGGCCCAGGGUGAAGAAAUGCUCCCUGGAAAAACUAUUUGCAAGAAGAGCAUCUUUCGAAACCACGAGGUCAACUCCGAAGAGCGAUGAGCGGUCAUCCUCCAGAGUGACCAGGCACUGCAGCGGGGGGGGCAGCAGCAGCAGCAGCAGCGAUGAAGGGGAUGGAGAGGGCCUCUUGGAAAACGCCGACUUCAUUAGGAACCGUAAAGAGCGUUCCACUGUCCUGGUCAGACGCUUCUUCAAGAACAAUCGAAAGAUGACCAAGUCGGUGUGCACCGGAACGAGAGCGAUCGUCAAGGCGCUGCCGUCGGGAAGCAUCUCGGAGGACGUCUGGGAGGUGGUCGUCGGUCAGAGGGCCCGGCGACCCGGCGAGGAGAACGUGCGGCCGGUCGUGAUGCGAGCGUCAAAAGAAGAAUUCGGCGUUUGCAGGGAAAUGCUCCGUUUUAUUGGAGUUAAGCUGCGGCAGGUUAACAACUAUGUGCAGGACGGAGAGGAACUCAACCUGAUUCAUCCCGCCAAGCAGCUCCUCCUGUCCUGUGGGGGUCUCGGGGAGUCUCGCUGGCCAACGCACGCGGUCAGCGCCGGCCCGGUCGGACCGGACCUGAAGGCCUGCCUCAAUCCCUGGUGCUGUCAUCCCGCUCAUCCCCCGAGGUUUUAUCGCGCCUGCGGUCAGAGGACGUCGGUGUGCUCCCUGCUGACCGGAGCCCUCCUCGAGGCCACGGCAGCUCUCGGAGCCCGCUCUGCUCUGCCCUGCCUGCUGCCCCAGAGCCCCAACAGCCACGCCGUGCUGAAAGAGCGUCAGCUGGCCAACAGUAUGACCAGCGGCGGCUCUUUUCAACCCAGCGCCGGUGGGAUCAGUAAGGAGCUGGCGGAGGUGCGUCACCUGGUUCAGUUCCCCGAGGAGAUCGCCUGCAUCCUCACCGAGCAAGAGCAGCAGCUUUACCAACGGGUCUUUCCUCUGGACUACCUCUGCUUCCUCACUCGAGACGUGGGCAGCCCCGACUGUCAAACCAAGCGCCACACACACCUCAAGGCCUCGGUGUCUGUGCCCGCCAUGCCGACCCAGAGCGCUCGGCGAAGUAACGCCGUGGAGGACCUGGUGGCGCGGUUCAACGAGGUGAGUUCGUGGGUGACGUGGCUGAUCCUAACAGCAGGAUCCAUGGAGGAGAAGAGAGAAGUCUUCUCCUAUCUGGUCCAUGUCGCUAAAUGCUGUUGGAAUAUGGGGAACUACAACGGUGUGAUGGAGUUCCUGGCUGGACUCAGGUCCCGCAAGGUGCUGAAGAUGUGGCAGUUCAUGGAUCAGUCGGACAUCGAGACGAUGCGGAGCCUCAAGGACGCCAUGGCGCAGCACGAAUCUUCUUCCGAGUACAAGAAGGUUGUGACCAGAGCUCUCAACAUCCCAGGAUGCAAGGUGGUGCCGUUUUGUGGGGUUUUCCUGAAGGAGCUGAGUGACGCGUUGGAUGGGACGGCAAGCAUCAUCAGCCUGAAACCACCUCUGUAUAACAGAGAGGACUCAAUAGAGUUUGUGUCCGACUACAGCGGCCAGCACAACUUCCUGUCGCGGUCGGGUCCAGAUGGACUACACGUCCCGGAGAAAGAAGCUACCGUCAGCAGCAUCCUCCAGAUCAUCAGAUCUUGUAACCGUAGUUUGGAGGCGGAGGAUCCUGACGAGGCCUCCACCAGUCCCUCUACGACUGGCCCAUCCCCUGCAUCCAGAAAUAACUCCUUCAGGGACGGCUGCCGCAAUCAAUUCAUGGUGGGGGACCUGUCGGACUCGGAGGGCGACUUGUCGUCCGAGCCGGUGGUGAAAGAGGUGGAGUUCCACGGGACUGAAGAGACGCACCGAGCUUUCAGCCACGGCACUGAGCUCAUUCCCUGGUACGUGUUGUCACUGCAACCGGACGUCCACCAGUUCCUGCUGCAGGGCGCUACGGUCAUCCACUACGAGCAGGACAGCCACCUCACGGCUCGCUGUCUGCUGCGCCUCCAACCCGACAACACCACGCUCACCUGGGGUAAGCCUCAGAGCGGAGGGGCUUCACCCACUGAGCAACCACUGGGAUUAGGACAGGCUGUAGUGGCAGGACUAGCAGAGGGCCUGUUGGACCUGGGAUGGGUGAAGGCGGUGUUCCUGGGUCAUCAGGGAGUCGACGUCCACGCUGUAUGUCUGCAAAACAAGCUGAGCCAGAUGACGCUGGAGGGAAACGGUCUCAGCCUCCUCUAUGGUCUCACCACCACAGACAACCGGCUCCUGCACUUCGUGGCCCCCGACCACACGGCCCAGAUGCUUCAUAAAGGCCUGUCGGCGCUGGUGAACGCAUCCAGAAAGUUGAAGAAGUUUCCUGACCAAAGGUUACAGUGGCUCAGGAAGCAGUACGUCAGCUUGUAUCAGGAGGACGGCAGGUACGAAGGCCCGACUCUAGCUCAUGCCAUCGAGCUGUUCGGUGGGCGGCGGUGGAACAUGGGUUCAGGCGGAGUGGAGAAACCCGCUGGCCAGAAGAACAGCCCUCUGAGCAUCAACGAUAAGGCCAAGAAGAAGAAGAAGGUCCUUGUCAGGGGAGACAGCGGGGAUGCCACGGAUGACGAGAUGGUUUCCAGGAAAACCCGGAGCUGUAAGGAGGGCGUGUAUCGUAACGGACCGGAGUCCGACAGCAUCGAACAAGAAGAUCCAGAGGACAGCUUCCCCGGACCAUUCUCCCUCUCAGCCAGUAAAACCCCCGGUUUGCUCGCCUCAUCUUCUUCCUCCUCCUCCUCCUCCUCCUCCUCUUCAUCCAGUAUGACAGGGUCCAACAAUUCACGCCCACAAUCCUCUCCGAUUCUCUCAGGAACAGCCAAGUCACAGCCGGGGACGUGGAGCAGCAGGUCGUGGCACGGCCGAGGCAAAGGCUGUUUCAAAGGCUUCCAGAAUCUCAUGAUUUCUGACAGCACGAUGAGCUUCAUCGAGUUUGUUGAGCUCUUCAAGUCAUUCAGUAUCCGAAGCAGGAAGGACCUGAAGGAGCUGUUCGACACCUUCGCCGUCCCCUGCAGCCGCUCGAGUCCGGAGGCGGCGCCGCUCUACACCAACCUCAGCAUCGACGACAAGGAUUCGGGGCUGCAGCCGGACCUCGACUUAUUAACCCGCAACGGUUCUGACCUGGGCCUGUUUAUCCGGACGAGGCAGCAGAUGUCUGACAACCAGAGGCAGAUCUCAGACGCCAUCGCGGCGGCCAGCAUCGUGACCAACGGGACAGGGGUGGAAAAUGCAUCGCUGGGGGUCUUGGGAUUGGCCAUCCCUCAGCUCAACGACUUCCUCGUCAACUGUCAGAGAGAGCACCUGAGCUACGAUGAGGUCCUCGGCAUUAUUCAGAAGUUUGAGCCCUCGUCGAGCAUGAGACAAAUGGGUUGGAUGUCAUUUGAAGGCUUUGCGAGGUUCCUGAUGGAUAAGGAGAACUUUGCUUCUCGUAAUGAGGAGUCCCAGAUGAACCCCGAGGAGCUGCAGUACCCUCUGUCCUACUACUACAUCGAAUCUUCUCAUAACACCUAUCUGACCGGACACCAGCUCAAAGGAGAGUCCUCUGUUGAGCUGUACAGUCAGGUGUUGCUGCAAGGCUGCCGGAGUGUUGAGUUGGACUGUUGGGAUGGAGAUGAUGGCAUGCCGGUCAUUUAUCAUGGACACACACUGACCACUAAAAUAGCCUUCAAGGAUGUGGUGGAGGCAGUCAGCCGGUCGGCAUUUGUCAAUUCGGACAUGCCGGUCAUCCUGUCCAUCGAGAACCACUGCUCCCUUCCUCAGCAACGCAAGAUGGCGGAAAUCUUCAAGACGGUGUUCGGGGAACGCCUCGUGACGCGCUUCCUUUUGGAGAGCGACUUCAGCGAUGACCCUCACCUGCCGUCGCCGCUGCAGCUGCGGGGGAAGAUCCUCCUCAAGAACAAGAAGCUCAAAGCGCACCAGGCGUCGGUGGACGUCCUCAAACAGAAGGCUCACCAGCUGGCCCACAUGCAGGCCCAGGCUAGCAAUUGGUCACCUGGGGUUACUUCACCUGCCAACCACACAAAUGAGGAAGAAGAGGAGGAGGAAGACGAAUACGACUAUGACUAUGAGUCUCUAUCAGAUGCCGACGUCCUCUCAGCCUCUACUGCCUCGUAUGGCCUGGAAGAUAACAUCCUGGACGACAAGCCAGAGGGGAAGAGCGCAGCAGACAAAGAAGAGCCAUCUGUCGAUGAGAUACCGAAGAGGAUGAAGAAGUCCGAGAGCACAACGCAGAGCAAAGGAAAGGUGUUUGACAUCGAGCUGGGCGAGGAGUUCUACCUCCCGCAGAACAAGAAAGAGAGUCGGCAGAUUGCCCAGGAGCUGUCCGACCUCAUCAUCUACUGCCAGGCGGUCAAAUUUCCCGGCCUGUCCACGCUGUCUCCGGCCGGCUCUGGCAGAGCGAAGGACCGAGGGAAGAGCAGGAAGUCCAUCUUCGGCACGGCUCCCGCUCGCUGCAGCUCAACAGGGGAGGUCGUGACCCAGAGCCGCACCCCUUUGAAAGGCGGCGCCGAGCGGCUGAGCUGGGAGGAGCAGCAGACGUCGCCCGUCCUCACCCCGCCCACCACUCUCAGCGCCAUCAUCCGCACGCCCAAGUGCUACCACAUCUCCUCCGUCAACGAGAACGCCGCCAAGCGCCUGUGCCGCCGCUACUCCCAGAAGCUGAUCCAGCACACCGUGUGCCAGCUGCUCCGCACGUACCCGGCAGCCACCAGGAUCGACUCCACCAACCCCAACCCGCUGCUCUUCUGGCUGCACGGCAUCCAGCUGGUGGCCCUGAACUACCAGACUGAUGAUUUGCCCAUGCAGUUGAACACGGCCAUGUUCGAGUCCAACGGCGGCUGUGGCUACGUCCUGAAGCCGGCCGUGCUGUGGGACCGCAGCUGCCCACUCUAUCAGCAGUUCUGCCCGAUGGAGAGGGAUGUGGAGAAGAUGAGCCCCGCCGUCUAUUCCCUCACGAUUGUCUCCGGUCAGAACGUGUGUCCCAGUCACAGCGCCGGCAGCCCGUGCAUCGAGGUGGACGUUCUGGGCAUGCCGCUCGACAGCUGCCACUUCCGCACCAAACCCAUCCACCGCAACACCCUCAACCCCAUGUGGAGCGAGCACUUCCAGUUCAUCGUGCACUUUGAGGAGAUGUGCUUCCUGCGCUUCGCCGUGGUGGAGAACAACAGCUCCCAGACCACCGCGCAGAGGACUCUGCCUCUGAGGGCCCUGAAGCCGGGGUACAGACACGUCCAGUUGAGGACGCAACACAACGAACAUCUGGAAGUGUCGAGCCUGUUCGUCUACAGCCGCAGGAUCGAGGAGGUUCCCACGGGGGGCGCCACGCCCUCCUCGCUGCUGUUCAGCUCGGAGGAGGAGCGCGCGGCGCGGCAGCACCGGGUGACGGUGUACGGCGCCCCCGGCCCCGAGCUCUUCGCCGUGUUCGGGAUUACCGAACAGACGACGGCCAAACAGCUGCUGGACACGGUCGUCGCUUCAGCGGGAAACCCGUCGGAGUACUUCCUGUGCGAGGAGACGGUUCCUCUGCUGAAGGAGCGCAGCGAGGUGAAGCGCUCCUCUCAGCAUCGGCCGCUGGCGCCCGAGGAGGAGGUGCUGAGGCUGGUCUCCAGCUGGAACUCCGAGGAGGGACACGUGGGGAGGAUCUGCCUCAAAACAAGAGAAGAGAACCUAAAUGACAAGAACUCUGUGCUGGAGGGAGAGGAGGAGGUGGCUGUGGGAGGUAGAGAAGGAGGAGGAGGAGGGACAGGAGGAGGAGGAGGAGCAGAGGACGAUAUGUUCUUUGUCCAGAUCCAUGAAGUUUCCCCGGAGCAGCCGCACACUGUGAUCAAGGCCCCGCGCUACAGCACCGCUCAGGACAUCAUACAGCAGACUUUGUCCAAAGCCAAGUAUUCCUGCAGCAUCCUCUCUCAUCCCAACCCGUGCGACUACGUCCUGAUGGAGGAAGUGACCAAGGACACCGGCUCCAAGAAGGCGUCGGCCGCCGCCAAGCCCCUGCAGCGCGUGCUCCUGGACCACGAGUGCGUCUACCAGGCUCAGAGCCGCUGGCGGGGAGCCGGGAAGUUCAUCCUGAAACUCAAAGAGCGGGUCGCUCUGAACACGGUGGUACGGGAAGACAAAAAGAAAGUAAUUUCCUUCGCCAGCGAACUCAAGAAGCUGACCGGUCGCAGCCGCAGCGUGGCGGUGGACGCUCCGGCGCAGAGUAAGGACGAGCGAGCGGCGUGCUGCGUGGCGCUGACCGAGCUGCAGGAGUGAGGCGCCGUCUGCACGGGAAGGCGACCGAGGGGGUCUGUCUGCAGGUCUGAAGGCGUGGGCGGCAGAGGGCAGGGCGGUUCCUACAGGCCUCCUCCUCCUCCUCUUCCUCGCCCCUCAGCAGGCCACUCCAAUCCAUCCACCUGUCCACCUCCUCUCUGACCCCACCCGCCUGGGGCUCCACCUCCUCAGGAGCUGGAGGAGCCACAGAUGAAGUCCAAAGGGAGAGACUCGGGUUGACUGCUUCUCCUUUCCGAGGACGUGGAGGUGAAGGGAGGACGGGAUGCGACGGGUCAGUCCACGUUCAGAACUCCCCCCGGCGUCCCUUCAGAGCUCCUCUGGGCUUAUUGGUUGUCGUGAGGCUCCACACCGAGUCUGGAGGACCAGAGGCAGCCAGGCAUGUGAUCGGGGACCGGACGUCUUCCUCCUCUGAGCAACAAGGAGAAGAGCACUUCCAAAGGAUGAAGAGUUAUGGGUGCCAGUUUUUUUUUUUUUUUAUCCUCCAAAAUAUAACAUCAAAUCAUACGGAAAUGUGCUAAGUGGUCUCUAUAGUGAAGAGUUCAGUGAAGCACAAUUCUUCUCCGAGUUCAUCCAGUGUCCCAGCAGUUUGCUCUCGGAGGACCAUGUCGUGUGUUUUGGUUCAAGGUCAUUCGAUGACCUUCUGGAAUCACACACACGACGCACAGCGCAGACGGAGUGAGAUGUGGAAAUGGGAGGAGAGGAGGUGGAACACGAUUCUUCUCUCUCUCAGGUCUGGGCUCUUUUUUGCGAGGCCGUCGAGCUGCUCCGGGGUUUUCCCGGCGGUUCCCGGUACUUUAAGGGCACGUGUUGAGCACCGCUCAGGAAACGCGUGACACAAAUAUUCCCAUCUUCUGGGAAUUUCGUGAACACUAUUGUCACAACUUUAAAGUGACGAUACUGUACGUUGAGGCAGUAUAGCUGCAGUUUAGCUGCAGGGGCAAAUGUGAAACUAUGUUUUAUCCCUCUGCUGAUACAUUUGCCUUUUUUUGUUAUCUUAAAAUUUUGCAAAACUACCUUUUUAACUUUUGGUAAUUGUGUGGCGACAAACCCAUUCAUGACAUCAUUAAUACGUCUCUGAAGAAUGAAAACAAGGUAUUUUGUCCGUAAACGUCUUCGAGGAAUGCUUCUUGGAAAUUUCUCCCAAACUUUACUGACGUUGACGUUUUUCAAAGCUGUUUGUUUGUCGCAGAAAAGAACGUUGAGAAUGUAACGUAAAAUAUGGUCUCAAUAAAAGUGGCCGUGCGUGAACUUAUUCAUUAUUAAAUUGGAAAGAUUAUGUUUUUUAUCCAGAAUAAGUCUCUCUGGUCGUUGAGAGUUUUGAGAGGUUCAACAUUACCAACAUUAAAGGUAAUAAAGCCAUUUCCACAAUAUUGAGGAUUGUAAAGACUUUGACAAGGGAAAAUAUUCCUCCUUAAUAUAUUUACCAUGGAGCAACGAUGCGUUGAGCUCUUCGGUCCUUUGGAGAAGCAGCCAAGCGUUCUUCAAACUGCAUUUUGCACAUUUUAUUUUUCCUUUGUUGUCUGAUAGAUGUCAGAGAUUUAUUUGCUAUGAGAUGAUUGAACUAUUAUUAUUUUUCUUUUAAAUGAUUAUGAUCAUUGUAUUUAUUACUUUUAGUUUGGUCCCAGUUGCAAAUUUGUCAGUAAUGAUUGUAUUGUCUUCUUAUUUCUCAUUUGGAUUCAGAAUUCACUUGAACUUGAUCGACCAGAAGUCACUUUUGAUCUUUUUCGGUAUAUUUGGAUUUUUUCAAUUUUUACUUUUUGAUAAAGUUAAGCUUAUUUUUUUAUCUUUCAAACAAAGUUUAGUUGUAUCUGGCAUUUCAGUUAUUAAUACAGAUAUUCCCUUUAGCGUCAUACUAAUAUGAAUUUUAAAUUCACAGUAAAAAGUUUUAUAUCAGGUAUUUGGGGUCGGUUCUGUCUUUCUGUGUCCGGAUAAUGACAACUUCAAUUCCUGAACUAAAUCUGGUAAAUGUGUUGUGACUUGUUUCUUAAUUAAUUUGGCUUAAGAAUGAAUUAUACUGUUAUGAGGAACUUUAAAACCGUAUUGACACGUGUUGUUAACAUGCCAGAAGUCAUUUAAAUGCGCGCCUUUUAUUCUGAAGGCCACAUUUUUACUUUCAUUUGCCUUUAAGUAAAACUUUGCAUAGCACCAAGUCGUAAUAUUUUAAUUGUAGUGCAAUAGUGAAGUUCUGUAACUUCCUUUAUGUUUUGGUUCUCAUCUUUUUUUUAACUCCUAUAUUUAAAUCUGGAGUUUCAAAGUCAUUUCCACACGAGGCUCAUCUGUUGGCUCCGUAAGGCCCGUUGUAAAUAGAUCACAAAGUUAUCCAAGAAACAACAACAACUCUAAACUGGUGAUUCCUUCAAACUACCAGGUGAUACCAGCUGAUAGAAAUAUGUGAAAUACACACCGACUUUUACCAGAAAGGGACAUUUUCUGUUCAAAGUUAAAUCUAUAAUCAGAAAGCUGUGUUUCUUUUUUUCCUUCUCUGACCUUGAGACCUCAUUUCUGAACGUCACAUUUCUUAAAUGUUUAGAACGUGAGACAAAUGUGCGUUUGGAUGUUAUUUAUUUGAAUGUGAAGCCCUGGUUGGCAAUUCUCUCUUGUUGUUGUUUGUGUUUAGUUUUUCCUGUAAGUAGUUGUAUGUGUUUUCUUUAAUUUAUUUCAAUAUGUGAGGAUAAACUCUCCACUGCCCUAACGUUACUCAAACUUAUUGAAGGCUGUAAAGAAAUAUUUUAUUUGAUGUGUCGAAUGGUAUUCAUACUGUACAUCCGACACGUUACUCUGCAGUACACAGCAACAUUUUAAUGACUUUAAUUUGUGAUUUAUCAUAAAUGUGGACAAAAGCUGACAGUUUAAAUCUUUGUUUUGAAAAACAUUUUGCUGUAUUAGUUAUAUCCGCCGAAUAUGACAUGAGUUUCAUCUUUAGCACACGGUUACUUCCAUAAUGUGCAUUUACUCUUUAACAUCCACUCUGUUAUAUGUUAUUAUGAUGAUGUCAUGAUGAUGUCAUAAUGUUAUGAUGAUGUCAUAAUGGUGUUAUGAUGAUGUCAUGAUAUCAUGAUGAUGUCAUAUUAUGAUGAUGUUAUGAUGGUGUUAUGAUGAUGUCAUAAUAUUAUGAUGAUGUUAUGAUGAUGUCAUAAUAUUAUGAUGAUGUUAUGAUGGUGUUAUGAUGAUGUCGCUGUCAAGUGAACAUUUCUCUAUUUACUUGAAUUUUUAAAUGGAUGUGAAAUAGUGGAUUUGUCAUAUACCAGGUUCACAAUAAAAUGUAAAAAAAAAAUCAACGUUGUGUGUGAGCGAGCUCCGGUAAUGAUUUAGAUCGGGGCGUUUUAUUACAUUUUGCAUGACUUACUUUACAAA
Pseudoliparis swirei is the source of this 10878-nucleotide messenger RNA. RefSeq names its product phospholipase C, epsilon 1 (gene plce1). Lineage: Eukaryota; Metazoa; Chordata; Actinopteri; Perciformes; Liparidae. Gene Ontology annotation, molecular function: guanyl-nucleotide exchange factor activity; phosphatidylinositol-4,5-bisphosphate phospholipase C activity. The record is from RefSeq and is a predicted model, not a curated record. Gene Ontology annotation, biological process: phosphatidylinositol-mediated signaling; lipid metabolic process; small GTPase-mediated signal transduction. The coding region runs from base 553 to 7506 and encodes 2317 amino acids. The transcript has 45 exons.